This is a messenger RNA of Aspergillus ruber CBS 135680, 1840 nucleotides long. RefSeq names its product Zn(II)2Cys6 transcription factor. Lineage: Eukaryota; Fungi; Ascomycota; Eurotiomycetes; Eurotiales; Aspergillaceae. Gene Ontology annotation, biological process: positive regulation of transcription from RNA polymerase II promoter by galactose; DNA-templated transcription. Gene Ontology annotation, cellular component: nucleus. The transcript is spliced from 6 exons. The record is from RefSeq and is a predicted model, not a curated record. Gene Ontology annotation, molecular function: RNA polymerase II cis-regulatory region sequence-specific DNA binding; DNA-binding transcription factor activity, RNA polymerase II-specific; zinc ion binding. The coding region runs from base 95 to 1840 and encodes 581 amino acids.
GGCAUUCCACUGUCCUGCCCGAGCUAGUUGCUCCGGACCGGGAUCUGAUGUGAUCGGGGAUAAUCUGGGGUAUCUACGAUAAUAUUAAGUGCCAAUGGCUCCUCGCAAUCCACAUAUCUUAUCUUGUAAUGAAUGCAGGGCCCGGAAAUCGAAGUGUUCGAAGGAACGGCCGACAUGCGCAGAAUGCAGGUAUAACCAGAAGGAGUGUACUUAUGCACCGAAGGUCUCCCGAACCCCAUUGACUAGAGCCCACCUCACAGGUAUUGAAGAGCGAUUGGGUAUAUAUGAGACCGCCUUGGCGAGACUAUUUCCAACGGGGGAUGUGGAACGAAUUGUCCAUUCUCUGGUGGAGGACCAACGCGCUGAGAAUUUCCUGUUACCCUUAGACAACUUUUCUCCAGAUGAUCUGGGCGUGACUACAGCGCCAGUGGCUUCUCCCGACCAGUUCUUGUACUCUCUCCCAACAUCAGCCGACAAUGAGUUUUCUCAUGAAGUUAGUACAGUGUUUCAGGAACCAAGCCUAAAUUUGGCCCAGGGAGGUCGUUGCCAACCCCCCAACGAGGAAACAUACGUCGAUGCAUAUUUCAUGAACUACCAUCCAGGUCAUCCUGUCAUACACCAGCCAACAUUCAGAGCUGAGCUUAACGCCCGCGCGCUUAACCCUCCCAGCCUGGCGUGGCAGAUCCUGCACAAAGCGUUAAUGGCAAUGGGAGAGUGGACGCUAGGAAAUGUCCACUCCAAUACCGACCUGGAUCUCUACCAUCAAGCGAAAGAUCUUCUGCAGAAAGUCUCAUUAAUGGAGGCAGGAAACUUGACGCUCUUACAGGCGCUCUUGCUCUUGAGUGAUUUUGCACAAAAACAGGGCAUGCCUGACGCAGGGCUGCAGUAUCUCUCCGUUGCUGUGCGGAUGGCUAUUGGCCUCAGGCUUCACCGGGAGAGUCCGGAAUUGUACUCUACAGUUUUUGAAAGAGAAAUGAGACGGCGAGUAUGGUGGACCAUCUACAUUUUCGACAGCUGCGCUGCCAAAACCUUCGGCCUUCCUCUCCUGCUGCCAACCAACAGUGAAAUAAGCACUAGACAAGUGCUUAAUGUGCAUGAUGAGGACCUCGAUGCCACGACCCCUUCGUUACCUUCCGAGGUAAAUGGACCGACGUUGUAUUCCGGCUUAAUUGGCCAGUCCCGAUUCCACGCUAUGGCAAACGCUAUAUACCGCCGUCUAGUGGCAAAGCCGAACAUUUCUAUCACCGAAAUGCAAGAUAUGGAGAAGAUGAUUGAUGACUGCCGGGCCUCCCAUCCAUCUUAUUUAAUAGACGGGGAUUAUGCACCCCGGUCAGAGUGGUUGAGGUUCUCCGGUGACCGGCUCCAAAUUUGCGACAGAAACCUGCGGAUUAUACUGUGGCGACCGUAUCUCCUACAGUGGGUGAAAAUUAAUUGCAAAGAUGAAGGGUAUGAAAACAACGCGAAUGAUGUCUUUCGAGAAAACGGAUUACGGUGUCUAUAUGCUGCUCGAGAAUCCCUAGAUCUGGUCCGCAAGAGCAUCGAUAGCGGCGCGCAUUUACGACUGGCCGCAUCUUUCUUUUUGUAUUGUCUUUUCCAUAUCACGCUAGUAUUUGUGAUCUCCCUCCGGCUGGGCCGUGCUUUACCAGACUCCAACAGUCUUCUACAAGAUAUCAGAACCAUCAAGCAGCUUGUGUCACAGACAUGGCUCAUCAAAGACGCACAAGUAAACAACUUUAUCGACCUCAUCAACCGGCUUACUCUCCCGUUUGAUUCCCCGAUGGAAGCCGCCUUAACCGCCGGUAUCCCACUCGAAAUAUUCCCGGAUAAUGGUGAUAACUAG